Molecule: messenger RNA, 1584 nt
Organism: Durotheca rogersii
Lineage: Eukaryota; Fungi; Ascomycota; Sordariomycetes; Xylariales; Xylariaceae
Exons: 3
Coding region: 406-1146 (246 amino acids)
Cellular component (GO): cytosol
Molecular function (GO): RNA binding
Source: RefSeq, a predicted model, not a curated record
UGGGUGGCGGAGGUGCCCAAGGAGGCCACACUUGUCACCUGGUAACACGUAAAAAGUUCUAUGGUAUAUUCGUGACUGACUCAUCUACUAGAGUAGGCUUUUCUUCCCUCCGCCAGCCACCAAACCAAGCCUCUGUCUCUCUCCCUCUGUCAUAUAUUAAACACCUCUCGUCUUGUCGCAAAUCUUGAAGCACCUGGCCUGCUAACCUAUCCCAACAAGCAAAGCAACACGGCAUAUCGUCUCCCCUCCAUUCCUGUCGCCGGCUUACCAGGACCAGCCCACCGCCUACUUCUACCCAAUCUCCAGCAUUCCCUCCCCCACUAUUAAUCCCUUGUCGUCAUCUAUACUGGCAACUCGACCCCUCCUCUCCGCUGUCUCCCUUUACCUUCUUCCUCUACCGAAAUCAUGUCUGGACGAGGAGCGCCCGGCGCCAAUUCCCGCGGUCGCGGAGGCAAGUUCAAGAAGUUCACAAGAGGAGGUGGGAAACACUUCUCUCGUGACCUGCGACCCCUUGAUGCGGACGGCAACGAGAUCAGCAUGUGGAGCGAAGAUGCUCAGAAAGCCGACAACGACGAGAGCGAAGGGGAGGAAGACUCCGACGAGGAAGGCUCGGACGCCGGCCCUUCUCAGCCGAAUGCCGAGUUGACUAGAGAGGAGCGCAAGCAAGCCAAAAAGGCUCAGAAGGAGGCCGCAAUUUCCAAGAAGAAGAAUAUCGUGCAAGUAGGCGACUUACCUUCCGACUCCGCAGAGGACGACGAUGACGACGACGACGGUGCGCCCGCCAAUCCCAACCAUUCCAAAGCCUCCCGGGGCAUGACUAAGGUUCAACCCGGCGGCGUUGAGGAGGCCACCAACGGGCUCAAGAAUCUGGCUAUGAGCCGAAAGGAGCGCGAGUCCCUAGAGGCGCAGCAGGCCAAGGAGAGAUAUCGCAAACUUCACGAGGAGGGCAAGACAGACGAGGCCAAAGCCGACCUGGCUCGCCUGAGGCUUAUCCGUGAGAAGCGAGAAGCUGAAGCAGCCAGAAAACAGGCCGAAAAAGAGGAAAGGGAAGCCCAGGAGAAGGCCCGGCGGGCCGAGAUCGAGGCUAAGGAGGCGAAGAAGCGCGCCGCCGCCUUGGGAAAGGGCGCAAAGAAGGGAAAGUCAUAAUAAAUCCGGCCAAUGCCUGAUCUAAACAUUUCUUCGCCAUUAUAGGCACGGUGUUGCCCCUUGGGAUGGUUUGCGGACUUUCAUCUAUCGAGGUCUAUCUAGAGCAUAUUGCACCAGCCAGUAUAGCAAUUGCAUCGUCUCGCGCGCGGGCCACUGUCCCGCGACGCUCGUUUCUUACCUAUCUCUACAUCCCUUUUCCGUGACCCGACGGCGCUUCUGUGCUAACGUACCUUUGUGUCAGCCUACCCCGAGGUUAAACAUUCGGGCUGAUGCUUGAAGGGGAUCUGGCGUACGAGGUGUGCUCGUGACACCUCACCUAUCCGUAGGCCCCGCUAGAGCUUUAUGCUGGCGUAGUAUGUAAGCGGUAGGUAGAUAUGAGCUAGGUUGCCCGGUCCAAGAAGCUAUCAAGCUCAAGUUUAUACGCGUUGUUGUCGUGCU